Messenger RNA from Triplophysa dalaica, 6987 nucleotides. RefSeq names its product host cell factor C1a (gene hcfc1a). Gene Ontology annotation, biological process: regulation of DNA-templated transcription; chromatin remodeling. Gene Ontology annotation, cellular component: histone methyltransferase complex. The coding region runs from base 162 to 5591 and encodes 1809 amino acids. Lineage: Eukaryota; Metazoa; Chordata; Actinopteri; Cypriniformes; Nemacheilidae. The transcript has 28 exons. Gene Ontology annotation, molecular function: transcription coactivator activity; protein binding. The record is from RefSeq and is a predicted model, not a curated record.
ACGGGUGGUUUGAGCGGCUGUGCAUUGUCAAGAACAUGGCGGCUUCCAGGCAGGCAUGAGAGUGGAUACUUCCUAACAAAUCGGACGAACCCGGGCUAUCCUCUCAAAACAAGACCAUCAAACAUCUCCCUGGAUAUAGCAACACCAUUUUCUAAAAGGACAUGACAUCCCCAGGUUCCACUGUGCCUGGAACCACCGGAGCUCCGCUGCAGCCCCGAUGGAAGCGGGUUCUGGGGUGGUCCGGGCCGGUUCCCCGGCCAAGACACGGACAUAGAGCGGUGGCCAUCAAGGAGCUAAUGGUUGUUUUCGGCGGUGGAAACGAAGGAAUCGUCGACGAGUUGCAUGUUUAUAAUACUGCAACGAACCAAUGGUUUAUACCGGCUGUUCGUGGAGACAUUCCUCCAGGCUGUGCGGCGUAUGGUUUUGUAUGUGAUGGCACACGGCUGUUGGCGUUUGGUGGAAUGGUGGAAUAUGGAAAGUACAGCAAUGACCUUUAUGAGUUACAGGCAAGCAGAUGGGAAUGGAAAAAAUUGAAACCAAAGGCCCCAAAAAAUGGGGCGCCGCCAUGUCCGCGUCUGGGACACAGUUUUUCUCUUGUUGGCAGCAAGUGCUAUCUCUUUGGGGGGCUUGCCAAUGACAGCGAAGACCCCAAGAAUAACAUUCCCAGAUAUUUGAAUGACCUUUAUACUCUUGAGCUUCGUCCGGGCUCCAACAUCACGGGUUGGGAUGUACCAGUCACGUAUGGAGUUCUGCCACCUCCACGAGAGAGUCACACUGCUGUUAUUUAUACUGAAAAAACUACUAAGAAGUCCCGUCUCAUCGUAUACGGAGGAAUGAGCGGCUGUCGUUUGGGAGAUCUUUGGACAUUAGACAUUGAUACAAUGACCUGGAACAAACCCGGGAUAGGGGGCGCUGCACCACUCCCCCGGAGUCUUCACUCGGCCACCAUAAUCACAAACAAAAUGUAUGUUUUUGGAGGCUGGGUUCCCCUGGUGAUGGAUGAUGUAAAAGUGGCCACACAUGAGAAGGAAUGGAAGUGCACAAACACAUUGGCCUGUCUGAACUUGGACUCGUUGUCCUGGGAGACCGUUUUAAUGGACACUUUGGAAGACAACAUACCCCGGGCACGAGCGGGACAUUGCUCAGUCGCUAUCAACAACAGGCUUUACGUGUGGAGUGGACGCGAUGGGUAUCGUAAAGCGUGGAACAAUCAGGUGUGCUGCAAAGACCUCUGGUACCUGGAGACAGAACGACCUAAUGCUCCUUCAAGAGUACAGCUUGUCCGAGCCAACACAAAUUCUUUAGAGGUUAGCUGGGGAGCUGUGUCUACAGCAGAUACGUACCUGCUUCAGCUUCAGAAAUACGAUAUCCCGACAGCCACUGCUGCCACCUCACCAGCCCUCGGCGCAGCUUCCUCUCUCCCUGGAAACUCGCCAAGGAGUCCAGCGCCCGCAGCAGCUGCUCCAUCUGCGCAGAAUCUGCCCCAGAGUGGCAUCACUCUCAUCCCGCAGGCUGCAUCCCCCACAGCCUCCGUCACACCAGGAAGUCCUCUGGCGGCCUCAACAGCUCGUGGCCCAGCUUUUCUAAAAGUUGCAGCCCCUCAGUCAGGCACCGGCACAUCGAUCGUCACCUUGCGACAAGCCGCCCAAGCUGGAAAAUCCCCAGUCACUGUGACAUCACUUCCUGCAGGUGUUCGUAUGGUCGUGCCAACACAAACAACCCAAGGAACGCCCAUAGGCAGCAGCCCUCAGAUGAGCGGAAUGGCAGCUUUGGCAGCAGCUGCCGCAGCUACACAGAAAAUUCCCCCCUCUGCCGGAACCACUGUUCUUAAUGUACCGGCUGGGGCCACAAUAGUCAAAACAAUGGCUCUUACGCCUGGAUCCACCACUCAUCCCGCCACUGUUAAAGUGGGAUCUCCUGUCAUGGUAAGCAACCCUGCCACUCGCAUGCUGAAGACAGCCGCUGCUCAGGUGGGCAGUCCAACAGUGUCGAGUUCCACUACAGGCGCUCGACCCAUCAUCACGGUGCACAAGUCAGGCACUGUUACCGUUGCUCAGCAGGCCCAAGUUGUGACCACUGUGGUGGGCGGAGUCACCAAGACAAUCACUCUUGUCAAGAGCCCACUUUCCAUGGGAAGCACUGGCACCCUGUUCUCUAAUUUGGGCAAAGUGGUGUCAGUAGUUCAGACCAAACCAGUUCAGACGGGCGCCUUGACUGGACAGGCCACCACCAAUUCACUGGCUCAGAUUUUACAGUCAAAGGGUCCCCUUCCUCCCGGCACCAUUCUGAAGCUGGUAACAUCUGCUGAUGGAAAACCAACCACCAUAAUUACAACCCCUCAAUCAGGGGUCACAGGAAACAAGCCCACCAUCCUGGGCAUCAGUGGCAUGUCUCCCGGUUCAACCGGCAAGCCGGGCACCACCACUAUCUUUAAAACAAUCCCCAUGUCUGCUUUACAACAUGGAGCUGCAGGUCUGACUAGUAGUACAGGGGUGAAGAGCCCUAUCACCAUCUUCACUACUAAGAUGAUGACAUCUGGAACUCAAGGCAAAAUCAUUACAACAAUGCCCAAGAUUGGCACAGCAACAGGCCAGCAAGGACUAACACAGGUUGUUUUGAAGGGUGCUCCAGGUCAACCCGGAACCAUUCUUCGCACCAUGCCAAUGGGAGGAAUGCGCCUUGUGUCUCCGGUAUCAGUGGGUGGGGUCAAGCCAACUGUUACCACACUGGUUGUCAAGGGAACGACUGGUGCAACAACACUUGGCACCGGCACAGGUACAGUUUCUACCAGUUUAGCAGGAGGAAGCAUAGCCAGUGCCAAUGCCACCCUGGCAACCCCUAUUACCACUCUGGGCACCAUUGCCACCCUCUCCAGCCAGGUCAUUAAUGCUACCGCUGUGUCUGCGGCUCAGAGCAGCCUGACUACGGUCUCAUCUUCAGCGCAGCCAACCCAGGUCACCCUCAUAACUACACCCAGUAGUGUGGAGGCUCAACCUGGCCAAGACCUGCCCGUUUCCAUCCUGGCCUCUCCCACCUCUGAGCAGCCCACUUCCAGUGAGUCUGGAGCAGGUGAUGCCGCUGGCACUGUUACGCUAGUGUGCUCCAACCCCCCUUGCGAGAUUCACGAGACGGGCACCACCAACACAUCCACCACCGCAACGGCAAAUAUGGGUACUGUGCCAGGCAGCACGGUCCAGAGGGUGUGCUCGAACCCACCCUGCGAAACACACGAAACGGGUACAACAAACACAGCCACCACAGCAUCUGCCAAUAUGGGCAAUGCCCAGACAGCCGCUGUUCAGAGGGUCUGCUCCAACCCACCCUGUGAGACCCAUGAGACGGGCACCACCAACACUGCAACCACAGCAUCAUCUAGCAUGGGUGGAAACCAAACGGGAACGGUCCAGAAGGUCUGCUCCAACCCACCCUGUGAGACCCAUGAGACGGGCACCACCAACACUGCAACAACAGCGUCAUCGAGCAUGGGUGGAAACCAAACGGGAACGGUCCAGAAGGUCUGCUCCAACCCACCCUGUGAGACCCAUGAGACGGGCACCACCAACACGGCCACCACAGCUUCAUCUAGCAUGGGUGGAAACCAAACGGGAACGGUCCAGAGGGUCUGCUCUAACCCACCCUGUGAGACACACGAGACUGGCACCACCAACACUGCAACCACAGCAUCAUCUAGCAUGGGUGAAAACCAAACAGGAACGGUCCAGAAGGUCUGCUCCAAUCCACCCUGUGAGACGCACGAGACUGGCACCACCAACACGGCCACCACCGCCACAUGCAGUAUGGAGACCGAUGAGGGAGAAGCCCAACAGAGUAGCGAAGCAUCAGAGUCCACCAGCAGCACAGAAGUCCCAACAUCAUCUGCGGCACCUCAGAGCCGAGCCAUCACCAUAGUCACACAAGCAACACCUAUACCAGGACCAUCUGUUCCAUCUAUCUCUUCCAUCACAGAGUCUUCGGAGGCAAGUGCCGAGCCUGUUGUUAUGGAAAGUUCCGAGGCGGAGUCCUUGCAAACAGAGGGUCAGGCUGAAGCAGAGGCGGUCACCACUCAGGCCGAGUUCCAGGCAGAGGCAGUGGCGGUGGCCAUGCCAAGCGACUUCCAGGGAGAAGCCGAGGCUUUGCCAAGUGACUUCAAGGGAGAAGCAGAAGCCAUGCAGGCGGAGAGCCAAGCUGAGACGGGCGCGCUGCCCAUGGAACAUGAGGCCACUUGUAUGGAAGAGGGAGAAAUGGCCGCAGAACAGCUACCAGCAGCAGAGAUGGAGGGAGUAGAGGCAGCAUCAGCGUCCCAGGAUGCCGAGGCCUUAGCCCUGCCACCCGAGCUAAUGUCGGACGGGCAGUCCACAACGCUGAUGGUGACAGGUUUGACACCGGAGGAGCUGGCCGUCACGGCGGCCGCAGAGGCAGCGGCCCAGGCUGCAGCUACAGAGGAGGCACAGGCGCUCGCCAUCCAGGCUGUGUUACAAGCAGCCCAGCAGGCUGUUAUGAGUUCUGGUGAAGGCGGAAGAGAUGACCAGCAGACCCAUACCAUACCCAUCAUUCUGACUCAACAGGAACUGGCCGCCCUGGUUCAUCAGCAGCAACAGCUCCAGGCAGCCCAGCAACAGGCCGCCGCCCAGGCAGCUCUGCCCACGGAGGGCUUGGCUCCGGCCGACAGCCUAAAUGAUCCAUCUUCAGAGAGCAAUGGACACGGCGAGAUAGCAGCAGCAAGUGCAGUGGCCGGACUGCUGCCACGCACCACCACAGAAACAUUGGCUCCAUCCAGCACUUUAGCACCUGCUGUAGUCGCCAGUCCAGCCAAGAUGCAAGCAGCGGCAGCUCUGACUGAAGUGGCCAAUGGAAUUGAGGCUCUGAAACAAAAUCCUCCCACUGUUACCGUCAAACCACCAGUUAAGAAAGAAAACCAGUGGUAUGAUGUUGGCAUUGUCAAAGUAACCAACAUGGUUGCAACACAUUUCUACAUGCCCGCAGACGACUCCGCUUAUGUUGAGGACGAUUCAGGCACAACUCCCGACUACACUCAGAUGAAGAGGGUGGAGCUUCAGCCCGGGACUGCCUACAAGUUCCGUGUGGCGGGUAUAAACACCUGUGGUCGUGGCACCUUUUCUGAAAUAUCUGCUUUUAAGACCUGCUUACCAGGAUUCCCAGGGGCACCGUGUGCUAUAAAGAUAAGCAAGAGUCCAGAUGGUGCACACCUUACAUGGGAGCCUCCAUCCGUGACAUCAGGAAAGAUCACGGAGUACUCUGUGUAUUUGGCCAUCCAGAGUAGCCAGACCACCGAGGCCAAAGCCUCUACCCCAGCCCAGCUGGCUUUCAUGCGUGUUUACUGUGGGCCUAGCCCCUCCUGCCUGGUCCAGUCCUCCAGCCUGUCCAACGCCCACAUAGACUACACCACAAAACCUGCCAUCAUCUUCCGCAUCGCAGCACGCAACGAGAAAGGUUACGGCCCAGCUACCCAAGUGCGAUGGCUUCAAGAGUCGAGCAAAGAUGGCGUCUCUGCAAAGCCUGCCCCAAAAAGAGCAGUUUCUUCACCAGAUGCGAAAGGGAUCGGUCUGAAAAAAGCAAGAAUGGACCAGUGAUUCAGCCUCCAAAACAAGAAAUGCUCAUCCUUCCCAGCACACCAUCAUCACAAGUGCAAACAUCAAGCACACAGUCUGAAAGAAACUGGGCAAAAUUUUCCUUUUUCUCUAUUUGAAUCGAUUGGAGAAAUGCAUUUACAUUUUUGAGUAUUUUUCACUGAAGCAGCAUUAUAUGGAGUGUGGAAAAAACAAUCGCUUUUUCUAUUGUAGUCUUCCUUUCUGCUCCCCCAUUUUUUUCUGUUUGUUGUUUUGUAAGGUGUUCGUUUUGCUAUCAGCUGGGCUCAGAUGAAGUUGCUCUUGUUUCUGUGAUGGACUUCAACAGUGAACUUUUCGAUCACGUCAAGUCAUGAUGUCAUAUUCAUGUAGGGGGAAAACAAACCAAGCACUUGUUCUCAGACAAGAGGAUUUCCACUCAACGGAAGUAUAUUGUUCAGUGAAAUAAGAGCUGCACAAAGAUUCAAUUUUGGACUCCAGUGUGCUGGUGAUGUCAUCACUGCACAACUGCAGAUAAAGACAGGGCAAAGGAAGUUCAUUACUGGCUGGACAGAGACUUUGCUAGAACUGAGAUUUGCCAUACAAACAGAAAAAAAAUAAAAAAUGAAAAAAAUCGAAAACUUCCCAAAAAAUUAGUGAGGAGAUGAUGGAGAAGAUCUUUUCUGUAGUUUAUUUUUGUAUUUUUAAAGUUUUUCUCCUGUGUGUGUAUGUCUGUGUGUUUUUUUUUAACUCACUACUUUUUUUUUUUAAAUCUUGUUCAUCCCCCAUUGGUUCGUGGAUUUGAGGGAAGUAGGGCUUUUGGAGGGGCGAUGCUUUUGUUUGACUAAAUUGUAGGCUAAAUGAGAAUCAUAUGUGUGCAAAAGCCAAGUGUUAAUAUGCUAAAAGAACGUUAACAAUUUGACCAUCCGAAGGGCUUUUUACUUUGUUUACUGCAUAUUUCCACGCUGGUUUUCACUUUGUGUAUGCCAAACUUAGAGAUGUAAAAAUCGUAAAGCAUUGUUAAACUUUUUGUUCACCAAAUUGCCAUGAAACAUGAACCCUUCCUCUGACUUUCCUUCCCGACUUUUUCACACAACAUAACUGUAGAAUUUUCUCUGCCCUAGAUUGUGAAGGAAGUUGUCCAUGUGAAGAUGAAAAAAAUUCUGCCUUUUUUCUUUGAUUAUUUGAAUGGUAUGCAAGCUAAAUGUUUAUUGUAUACUUGUAUGGUCUCCAUGUGGGUGAGGAUGGAGGUUUUCAUUCUUGGUAAACCCAAGUAUGGAUUCGAUUGUAAUAUAGUUCAUACUGCAAGAGGUAAAAGAUGACAUCUUGGCCUUUUUAUAUAUUUACCUGUAACAAAAGUUUUUACAUGUUGUCAUCUCCUGAUUGCCUUUUUGUCUUGACUUAUAAAAGAUACAGAAAUAUA